GGAGAGCGAGCGACAGAGGGGGAGAGAGAAAGAACUAGAGAAAGAGAGAGUGACAGAGAGAGAGAGAAAGUAUAUAAGAACCCUUUCUCACAUACACUCCCACUUCUGCUGUGUACAUUUUUUUUGGAGGUGCCGGCUGUUUUGCACACCUGUGUCCAACACAGUGAAACACCAAGGGAGCAAGGCAUCUUUUCGUGUGUGUGUGUGUGUUAGUGAGUUAGUGUGUGUGUGUGUGUCUGUUGAACCUCCAGAGGAUCCUCUACGUUUGGCGAGAUGAAGCUGGUGUCCGUGGUCACCCUGGUGGUCCUGACCGCCUGGUCGCUGGACCGCGCCGACGGCUCGGCCUACGACACCAUCGUCAGCCACAGCCGGAUCCGCGCCAGGAAAGAGGGGCCCAACGUGUGUGCACUGCAGCAGGUUAUGGGGACAAAGAAGAAGUAUUUCAGCACGUGCAGGAACUGGUACAAAGGCUCUAUUUGUGGAAAGAAAGCGAUCGUCCUCUACGAGUGUUGCCCCGGCUACAUGAAGCUGGAGGGCAUGCGGGGCUGCCCGGCAGUGGCCCCCAUCGACAACGUGCACGGCACCCUGGGCCUGCUGAAGGCCACCAAGACCCAGGAGUACGCAGAGGCCUCCAGCAUCGCCGAGGAGCUCAGCGGCAAGGGCUCCUUCACCAUGUUCGCCCCCAGCAACGACGCCUGGGAGGAGCUUGACCCUCUGGUGAAGGCUGCGCUGGUGAGCAACGUGAACGUUGAGCUGUUCAACGCCCUCCACUACCACAUGGUGAACUCCCGCCUGCUCACCAAGGACCUGAAGAACAGCAUGACGCUCACCUCCAUGUACAACGAGCUGGGCCUCUACAUCAACCACUACUCCAACGGGAUCGUGACGGUGAACUGCGCCCGGAUCAUCCACGGUAACCAGGUGGCCACCAACGGGGUGGUGCACGUGGUGGACCGGGUGGUCAGCACCGUCAGCAGCACCAUCAAGGACACCCUGGAGGUGGACGACGACCUCACCUCCUUCAGCACCUUAGCGCUUGCGUCCGGGAUGAUGGAGAAGCUGGGCGAGCCUGGCCAGUACACCCUGUUCGCCCCAACCAACCGGGCCUUUGAGAAGCUGGGCUCUGGCUACCUGGAGAGAAUCAUGGGAGACCAGAAGAUCAUGUCAGCCCUGGUGAACUACCACCUCCUGAACAGCGUGCAGUGCGGGGAGGCCAUCAUGAUGGGCACGGUGUACGAGACGGCGGAGGGCAGCUCGCUGCAGAUCGGCUGUGACGGCGACCGCCUCACGGUCAACGGCAUCACCAUGGUGCUGAAGAAGGACAUCGUCACCACCAACGGCGUCAUCCACCUCAUCGACCAGGUGCUCGUACCGGACUCGGCCAAGGAGGUGAUGGAGCUGGUGGGGGAGAACCAGAGCACCUUCAGCGACAUGGUGGCUGAGCUAGGCCUGUCUGCCGCCCUGGGCCCCGGGACCGAGUACACCCUGCUGGCCCCCGUCAACACCGUCUUCACCGAUGAGGUAAUGAGGACGGACCAGACCCUUCUGAAGGAGACGCUGGAAAACCACAUCCUCAAGCUGAAGGUCACCCUGAGCGAGCUCUACAACGGACAGCAGCUGGAGACCCUGUUCGGAAACCUUCUGCGCGUCUUCAUCUACCGCACGGCGGUGUGCAUCGAGAACGCCUGCAUGCUGCGCGGCGGCAAGGAGGGCAGCAACGGAGCGCUGCACCUGAUGCGCUCCCUGAUCAAACCGGCCCGCAGGAGCAUGUACGAGAUCCUGGUCGCCGACGGACGCUUCAGGGUCUUCCUGUCUCUGAUGGAGAGCGCCGGGCUCACCCAGAUGCUGGAGCAGGAAGGCUCCUACACCGUCUUCGCCCCCACCGACGACGCCUUCAAUGGCCUCUCCGAGGAGGACCUCACCCUCCUCACCGGUGACGUGAACGCUCUGAGGACCAUCCUGCUCUACCACUUCAGCAACGGGGUGUUCAUCAACGGCGGACUGGAAGGCGGGGUCACCAAUCUGCUCAAAACGCUCCAGGGACAAAACCUCCAGGUGUUGUCGGUGAACAACUCCAUCCACGUCAACUCGGUGGACGUGCCAGACAACGACCUGAUGGCCACCAACGGCGUGGUGCACGUGGUGAAGAACAUCCUUUAUCCCGCCAACAUUCCCGUGGGCCGCGAAGACCUCCUCCUUCUCCUCAGGAAGAUUAUCAAGUACAUCCAAAUCAAGUUUGUGUCUGGAUAUUCUUACUCCGAGAUCCCCCUCACUUUCAUCAAAAGGACCACCACCACUACCACUACCCACUUUGUGGAAACAGUGCCUGGAGUGACCAAAGUGACCCGGGUCAUCAGUGGCGGUGAGCCGACGAUCACCAAGGUGACCAGGGUCAUCAACGCCGAACCCAUCACCACCACGGUGGUGAGGGUGGUGGAGGAGGAGCCGACGCUCACCUCGGUGACGAGGGUGAUCGGGGGCGACGCCUCCCUCAACACGCUCACCGUGCACGGCGAGACGGCGCCCACCGUCACCAAGGUGACCAGGGUCGUCCACACGGAGCCCAGCAGCACCAAGGUGAUGAGGGUGGUGGAGGGGGAGGGGCCCACCCUCACCACGGUGACGAGGGUCAUCGGCGGGGAAUCCUCCGUCAACACGCUGACGGGCGUCUUCGAGGUGGAGCCCACCGUCACCAAGGUAACCAGAGUGGUCAGCGGCGGCGGCGGCGGCAAGGGUUCCAUCACGAGAGUGGUCAGCAGCGGCGGCGAGGGUUCCAUCACCAGAGUGGUCGGCGGCGGCGGCGAGGGUUCCGUCACGAGAGUGGUCAGCAGCGGCGGCGGCGGCAGCGAGGGUUCCGUCACGAGAGUGGUCAGCGGCGGCGGCGGCGAGGGAUCCGUCACGCGGGUGGUCGACGGCGGGGAGGGCUCCUUCAAGGUAACGAGAGUGGUCCCGGGGGGAGGGUCCGUCAAAAAGGUGACGCGAGUCGUGGAGGGCGAACCGUCCUACACCACGUUGACGAGGGUCAUCAGCGGGGAGCCCCCGAUCACCACGCGGACCAUCGAGUCGGAGCCCACCAUCAGCAGGGUGGUGGUCGGGGGAGAGCACUCCAUCCACCAGGUCACCCGCAUGAUCCAGGGGGGGGAGCCGUCCGUCACCAAGGUCACCGUCGGAGGCGAGCCCGGCCUCACCAAGGUCACCAGAAUCAUUGAAACACAUAGCGGUGACAUGGGCGGCGAGAUGAAGAAGGUUCUGGAGGAAGAGGUAGCCAAGAUAAAGAAGCACCAGGAAGAGCAGCUCCUGAAAAUCGUAGAGGGAGGUGAAGCCGGCACCCUGCGAAUCCUCCAGCCUCAGAUCUUUAAGGGUUCUGACUUCUCUAAGAUCACCACCAUCCACGGCGACCCCAAUCUGAUCGAGCUUGAAUCGGAGAGAAUCUCCAAGCUGAUUAGAGACGGGGGUCCAGUAGCCUCCGCAAGGAGACCACCAGUCGGUGUGAGGAGAAGAAAGAUGAAGGCCAGGCGUCACAUCAGGCCAAGGCAGUGAGCGUGGCAAUGAGAAGUUCCAAGCCCACAACCUCAAGAUCCGGGGAGAAAUACGGAGAGAGUCACCGGGGGUCCGAGAACGGUACGGAAAGACCGAACAAUCGUGGGUGGACAAGAAGCGAUGGAGUGGAGGAGCUCCUUGUUCCAUCCACAAAACGGAUGAAUGCGACAUUGGUUCAGAGCGCGAUAGGCGAUGAGGUUUUAUACUGCAAUGCUAUAAGAAGUACUCUGUGUGUGUAAUUAAUGUAAGUAUGCAAGGUAAAUGUUUACUGCAGUGUGUAGGGGGAGGAGAGUGUAAGAUAGGGUUGACCGUGGAGAGGGAGGACUUUGUGAAAGAUUGACUGUAGUUUUUGUUUUGUUUCUUUGUUAACGAAUGGCAUUGUUUUCAAACUGGUGCUGACAUUUUAUACAACUGAUGCUGCAUGACAAAUGAUCACAUUCACAUUAACUCUUAUUUUCAUUUUGUUUGGUUGAUUUGGUGACUCAAAUGUUUAAUGGUUUUGAACGUAUGCUUGGUUUUAUGUUUGUCCACGUGAUACAAUACAAAUCUCUAGUAUUUUUUUACUGUAUGCUCUGAGUGGCAAAGAGAGACCAAAAUAAAAAAAAAAGCGUUUACUUACUGGAAUACGGUUUUCCUUUUGCUUGUUUUUCAACCGGGUGUACAUACUUUUCACAGGAGCUUCUCUUCUCCAUGCCACUCCUGUCUGCGGUGAUUUGACGGGAAAUUCAUUUAAGCUAUGGUUCAAUAAAAUUAUAACAAUUCA
Molecule: messenger RNA, 4303 nt
Organism: Gadus morhua (Atlantic cod)
Lineage: Eukaryota; Metazoa; Chordata; Actinopteri; Gadiformes; Gadidae
Gene: postna
Product: periostin, osteoblast specific factor a
Exons: 24
Coding region: 274-3540 (1088 amino acids)
Biological process (GO): extracellular matrix organization; cell adhesion
Cellular component (GO): extracellular matrix
Molecular function (GO): cell adhesion molecule binding
Source: RefSeq, a predicted model, not a curated record